Messenger RNA from Penicillium odoratum, 228 nucleotides. RefSeq lists its product as uncharacterized. Bases 1 to 228 code for a protein of 75 amino acids. Lineage: Eukaryota; Fungi; Ascomycota; Eurotiomycetes; Eurotiales; Aspergillaceae. The transcript is spliced from 2 exons. The record is from RefSeq and is a predicted model, not a curated record.
AUGUUCUUCUCUCUACAAAUAAUAUGGUAUCCGAUCGAGGCCGUGCUCGCUCUGCUAUCGAGGGUCUUGCGGAAGCGGUCAUCCCACAAUGAUACAGAGGCUAUGGAGAGACCAUCUAAUGCGAGGUCUGACAGCGUCGACUCAACUGCUACGACCGUCAAGCAGAAUUUACCGUAUGUCAAAGUUGUUGAGUGCCUAGGUGCUGAGACAUCGUCAUUUGUGCAUUAG